AUGGGGUCCCCUUCCAGCUCGGGCUUCUACGUGAGCCGCGCGGUGGCCCUGCUGCUGGCGGGGCUCGCGGCUGCGCUCCUGCUGGCGCUGGUGGUCCUCGCCGCCCUGUACGGCCGCUGCGCGCGCGCCCCGCCGUCGGAGCUUCACGGCCGCGGGGACCCCGACGCCGCGUCCUCUCCACCCCGCGAGCAGGCGGAGGCGCGGUCCACCCAGAAGCCCGGCCGGGAUGGGGAGCUGGAGGCCCCCACUCCACGCAGCUGGCGACCCCCAGGGCCCUGGGACCAGCUGCGUCUGCCGUCCUGGCUCGUGCCGCUGCACUACGAGCUGGAGCUGUGGCGGCUCCGGCCCGGCGAGCUGUCGGAGCUGGCGCUGCGCUUCACCGGCCGCGUGAACAUCACCGUGCGCUGCGCAGUGGCCACCACGCGGCUGCUGCUGCACAGCUUCUUCCUGGACUGUGAGCGCGCCGAGGUGCGGGGCCCGCUGCUCCCGGGCGCAGGAGACGCCGCCGUGGGUCGCGUGCAGGUGGACGACGUCUGGUUUGCGCUGGACAUGAGCUACAUGGUGCUGGAGCUGGGCGAGGCCCUGCAGCCAGGGAGCCGCUACCAGCUGCAGCUCAGCUUUUCGGGCCCGGUGUACCAGGACACCAGGGAGGGGCUCUUCCUCAACGUCUACACCGACCGGGGUGAGCGCAGGGCUUUGUUAGCGUCUCAGAUGGAGCCAACAUUUGCCAGGAAUGUUUUCCCUUGUUUUGAUGAGCCAGCUCUGAAAGCAACUUUUAAUAUUACAAUUAUUCAUCAUCCAAGUUAUGUGGCCCUUUCCAAUAUGCCACAGCUAGGUCAGUCUGAAAAAGAAGUGAAUGGAAUCAAUUGGACCGUCACCACCUUUUACCCCACGCCCCACAUGCCUACUUAUUUAGUGGCUUUUGCUCUAUGUGACUAUGACUAUGUCAACAGAACGGAACGGGGCAAGGAGAUCCGCAUCUGGGCCCGGAAAGAUGCCAUCGCAAAUGGAAAUGCAGACUUUGCUUUGAACAUCACAGGCCCAAUCUUCUCUUUUCUGGAAGAUUUAUUCAAUAUUAGUUACCCUCUUCCAAAAACAGAUAUAAUUGCCUUGCCUAAUUUUGACAACCGUGCAAUGGAAAAUUGGGGACUAUUGAUAUUUGAUGAAUCAUUAUUAUUGCUGCUACCAAGUGAUCAACUAACAGAAAAAAAGGCUGUGAUCUCCUACAUUGUCUCUCAUGAGAUUGGACAUCAGUGGUUUGGAAACUUGGUUACCAUGAAUUGGUGGAACAAUAUCUGGCUCAAUGAAGGUUUUGCAUCUUAUUUUGAGUUUGGAGUCAUUAACUACUUCAAUCCCAAACUCCCAAAAAAUGAGGUAUUUUUUUCAAAUAUUUUGCAUGGUGUACUCAGAGAAGACCACGCCCUGGUGUCUAGAGCUGUGUCCAUGAAGGUGGAAAAUUUCACAGAGACAAGUGAAAUAAAUGAACUCUUUGACUUAUUUACUUACAACAAGGGAGCUUCUCUGGCCCGAAUGCUUUCUAGUUUCCUGAAUGAGAACUUAUUUAUCAGCGCACUUAAGUCAUAUUUGGGUGCAUUCUCUUACUCAAAUGCUGAGCAAGAUGAUCUGUGGAGGCAUUUUCAAAUGGCCAUAGAUGACCAGAGUAAAAUUCUUUUGCCGGCAACAGUGAAAAGCAUAAUGGACAGUUGGACGCACCAGAGUGGUUUUCCAGUUAUCACCUUAAAUGUAUCCACGGGUAUCAUGAAACAGGAGCCUUUUUAUCUUGGAAAGGUUAAAAAUCAGACUCUUCUACCCCACAAUAACACAUGGAUUGUCCCUAUUCUUUGGAUAAAAAGUGGAACAACCCAGUCAUUAGUCUGGCUAGAUGAAAACAGCAAAGUAUUUCCUGAAAUGCAAGUUUCAGAUGCAGAUCAUGACUGGGUGAUUUUAAAUUUGAAUAUGACUGGAUAUUAUAGAGUUAAUUAUGAUAAGUUAGGUUGGGAGAGAUUAAUUCAACAACUUGAAAAAGACCCUAAGGCUAUUCCUGUUAUUCACAGACUUCAGUUGAUUGAUGAUGCCUUUUCCUUGUCUAAAAACAAUUAUAUUGAUAUUGAAAUAGCUCUUGAUUUAACCAAGUAUCUUGCUGAAGAAGAUGAAAUUAUAGUAUGGCAUGCAGUCCUGGCGAGCCUUGUCACCAGAGACCUUGUGUCUGAUGUGAACAACUAUGACAUAUACCCAUUAUUAAAGAAGUAUCUAUUAAAGAAACUUAUCCCAAUAUGGAAUACUUAUUCAUCUAUAAUUCGUGAAAAUGUGGCAGCCCUGCAAGAUGACUAUUUAGCUCUAAUAUCACUGGAGAAACUUUUUGGAACUGCCUGUUGGUUGGGACUUGAAGACUGUCUUCAACUUUCAAGAGACCUCUUCAGAAAAUGGGUGAACCAUCCAGAGAAUGAAAUACCUUAUCCGAUUAAAAAUGUGAUUUUAUGUUACGGCAUUGCCUUGGGAAAUGAUAAAGAAUGGGACUUUUUGUUAAAUGUCUACAAUAAUAAGACAAAGGAAGAAGAGAGGCUUCAACUUGCUUAUGCCAUGAGCUGCAGUAAAGAUCCGUGGAUACUUAACAGAUACAUGGAAUAUGCCAUCACCGCAUCCCCACUGACUUUUAAUGAAACAAAUAUAAUUGAAGCUGUGGCAACAUCUGAAGUUGGUCGGUACAUCGCAAAAGAUUUUUUAGUCAACAACUGGCAGGCUGUGAGUGAAAGGUAUGGAUCACAGUCAUUGGUUACCCUGAUGUAUAUAAUAGGGAGAAGCAUAAGUACAGAUUUACAGAUCAUGGAGCUGCAACGUUUUUUCAGUAACAUGUUGGAGGAGCACCAGCGGCUUACAGUUCAAGCCAAAUUACAGACAAUAAAGAAAGAAAAUCUGAAAAACAGAAAGCGCAGUGCCAAGAUCGCUGCAUGGCUGCGGAAACACAUAAUCUAGCACCAGGUCGGCCUCCUCAUGCUCAUUAGCAUCCUGUUUGCUCACAAUUGUAUUUCUCAAUUGUGCGAGUCUGGGAAACCACACGUUUUAUUAUCUGUGUUUCACUCCCUCAUCCUCCUCAGCAUCCUGGCCUCCCCCCCACACUGUCAUGUUUGCCAAGGGAUUGCUGGGGUUCCACCAACAUUGCUGUAUUUCUGGGGGAGAUUUCCCUUCAUGUUGGGCUAUUAAACCACAAAAUUGACUUUAAAUGCCUUGUAAAAACAAAUCUACGUUAGAAAGUCUUUUAGUCUAUUGUGAAAACCUGUGGAACAUUAAACCAUCAGCUAAAUGAACACAUUCUUUUCUGAGGGAAAUACAGAUUUGCAAUACUCUCAGGCCUAUUUAGUUCAGUAUUUGGAAGAGUGAUGAGCAAAUAACAUGUCAGGACAAGGAAACAGAAACCAGGAAAAUAAUAUUCUCUGGAAGACAGAAAAGUCAGAGAAAAGCAAGCUUUAUAAAGUUAGGAACACAGAAUUUCAUGAGCCACGUUAAAUGUUCUAAAGGCAAGAAAUGUGUCUCUUCUUCCCCGUCCUCUCUCCAUAGCACCUACCACUCCACACCUCGCCCUGCUGGCUGCUGAGUUCUAGGGUGUCACAAAAGGUGCAAGAUUGUAGGAUCUGUGAAGCACCCUAGGACUACAGGUGUGGAGGCCUGAUCGGGAGGAAGUCUCUGUGCUCAAGGCCCAUCAUUGCAUGGUUGGGUCAAGCCCUCUUGCAGCCAAAGUUUAUGAGCAAAAUUAAUGGUGUCAAACGAGAAGAGCAGUUUUGGGGUAAUCUUUAGCACAAAGGGAAUACAUCAAAUAAAGGGAACUAGAAGAAGGGCUAGCCAGAGCUUAAUCUUUACAGCCGGACACUCAGAGGAUUAAAUUUGAGAUGUCAUUUUCCUUGGUAUAAUUGCAUCAACGUGUAAUUUGUACAACUUACAGUCACUUACUGUGACUGAUUUUCAUCAGUCACAAUAGAUGGAAUUAGCUUCAUUUUGUUACCCCUGAUUAAGUCAGCUCAGCCAAAGCAUCAUCCCACUCUAGACUUUGUGUGUAUAGGAUUUAACCCUGCUAACUUUUGAUUUUGUUUUUGUAGAAUGGGGGUAAAACUACAGAUCUCCUGUCUACCUCAGAGUAAUAUUGUAAAGAUGAAGAAAUAUAUCAAUUAAAAGUCUUUAAAUAUGUUACAUAAACUCAAGGUAAUGUGACCUAAGGGUUUUUCUCCCUGUCUCUUGUCUAAGUUAAUGCAGCCCAAAUAUAGUGCUCAUUCUGUAUUUCCUGUGAUCCUUCUGAUUAUAGUCUCAUCUUUUUUAAAAAUAUUUAUUUGUUUAUGCAUACAAAAGCUGGAGUACAGGCCAGAGAUGCGGGGAGUGAGAGGAUCCACCAGAGACAGAGUGGGGAAUAGACCAGGCAGACUGACCAAAAUACACUGCUGAGGGGAGCAGCGGGAGAGACAGGAGAGGUCUGCUGCGCCAUGUGGGUUUCUCCCUGGCCAACUGGGGAUUGAGUUCGUGCUGCAGAGGCUGCGGAUUGCUUCAUAGUGCAGUGCUUAACCCCUUGCGCCACCAGGGAGGCCCUAUAGUCUCAUCUUUUGAUAAUUGUGUCACAUGCCACAGACAGGGGUCUGAUGCCUGUUAUUGGAUGAUGCCAGUGCUGCUAAUACAACCAAAGAGCUCUCCAAACCUUUUCUUUUCUUUUUUUUUAAAAAAAGAUUUAUUUAUUUAUGCAUACAAGAACUGGGGUACAGGCCAGAGGUGUGGGGGGUGAGAUGAUUCACCAGAGACAGAGUGGGGAACAGAACAGGCAGACUGAAAUACACUGCUGAAGGGAGCAGUGGGUGAGACAGGAGAGGUCUGCUGUGCCAUGUGGGUAGCUCCCUGGAUGGGGGUUGAACUCAUGCUGCAGUGGCUAUGGAUAGCUUCAUAGCGCUGUGUCUUAACCUCUUGCGCCACCAGGGAGGCCCCUCCAGACUGUUUCUUGACAAUGCAGGACCUGUUACAUCUUUAUCUGUGUAGUAAAUACACAGCAUUGUAAGUGCUUAUCCAAAAUCCAGUGCCCAAGUAUUUGGUUAAUAGUCCUCUCCUUACAUGUGGAAAAGAAUUUUGGAUAAUGUACAUUUUUUUCUUCCUUGGAAGAGGCCAACUAUUCCAGAGAAGCCUUACAUUUUAUUAUACCCCACCUUAUACUGAGUAUAAAAAGGAUUGUUAAUUGACUACUGGGAUAGCCUGGAAGUUAGACUGAGGCAGAUUUUUCCAAAUGGUGCAGGCCUUUCAUUGACAUAUAAACCAGCUUUUCUAUUAGCAUCCCAA
This is a messenger RNA of Talpa occidentalis (Iberian mole), 5304 nucleotides long. It is a transcript of the gene LVRN, whose product is annotated as laeverin. Gene Ontology annotation, biological process: proteolysis; peptide catabolic process. Gene Ontology annotation, cellular component: cytoplasm. The record is from RefSeq and is a predicted model, not a curated record. NCBI's taxonomy places the organism in Eukaryota, Metazoa, Chordata, Mammalia, Eulipotyphla, Talpidae. Gene Ontology annotation, molecular function: peptide binding; zinc ion binding; metalloaminopeptidase activity.